AUGCACAUGGCGAAUAACAGGAUACUCGUGGACGCGCAAGAAAAAAAGUUACAAACGUUGCAACAAACACUCGGCGAAAGAAUUGAAAAAGGAACGCUCGACAGACAUAUGGCCGUCGUCGAUGUUACUAACACAGCAUCGAAUCUGAAAACUAAUAUUGCCUUACACAACAGACAGUUGCUUAUUCUGCAGACCGCUGUGAAAGAGUUGAUAGCAGCGUUGCAAUAUAACAAUAAGCAUGGAGAACAUCCUCGAUUACAAGAAGUUCUCGAUCUUUUAAAACCUGAAUUAAAAAAAAAGAGGACGAUGAGCGUCGAGAAACGAAGACUCGUGGAGGAGCUGCACGCCCCGACGCGGAAGAACUUUCCACGACGACGUGUCAUAGUGCGAGGAUACGACGAUCUGUGGCAGGCUGAUGUGGUGGAAAUGCGACCGUACUCGCGAUUCAAUAAGAGUCACAAUUACAUACUGACAGUCAUCGAUGUAUUAAGCAAAUACGCGUGGGCUUUGCCGCUCAAGAGCAAGGGUGGAAAGGAAGUGGCCGCGACCCUCUCUAAACUUUUUCGCGAGAGCGCGCGAUGUCCGAAGAAUUUGCAAACGGACAAGGGGAAGGAGUUCUACAACGCUGACGUGCAAGAAGCCUCGGUAGUGGAACGAUUCAAUCGCACGCUCAAGAACAUGUGGAAAAUGUUUACACUCAACGGAUCAUACGUAUGGAUCAACGAACUGUCAAAUCUGUUGUCGAGGUACAAUCGUCGCAUACAUCGAACGAUCCGUAUGCGACCUGUAGACGUGACACCUGAGGCUGCUGAGAGACUCUUGUCAACGGUGUACAGUCGAACGAAGAUAGCCGCUCCAGGAAGAUUCAAGAUCGAUGACGCGGUACGCGUGAGCAAAGUCAAAACGAUAUUCGAAAAAGAGUACACACCCAACUGGACUACAGAAAUAUUUCGCAUCGCCAAAGUACAACAGACUAAUCCUGUGACGUGUCUAUUGAAAGAUUAUCGCGGACAACCAAUAGCUGGGGGUUUCUACGAGCACGAAUUGUCACGAGUCGCCAAUCCCGACGUUUAUCUACUGGAAAAGGUUCUACGUAGAAAGGGUAAUGAGGUAUACGUAAAGUGGCUAGGAAUGGAUAAUUCACACAAUUCAUGGAUACACAAAACAGAUGUAUUAUAA
Molecule: messenger RNA, 1179 nt
Organism: Vollenhovia emeryi
Lineage: Eukaryota; Metazoa; Arthropoda; Insecta; Hymenoptera; Formicidae
Exons: 2
Coding region: 1-1179 (392 amino acids)
Biological process (GO): DNA integration
Molecular function (GO): nucleic acid binding
Source: RefSeq, a predicted model, not a curated record